GCGCCAGCCCCGUCUGGAAACGACAACGAAACGCUGCCGGGCUUCGUGCCGGAAACGCUCUGGGCAGGCGACACAGUGCUCGCGCGGUACGGCCCAAACGGGCGGUUUUUCCGAGCGCGGGUGGUUCGAGUCUACAGUAGCCGGGGAAGCUCCUUGGCAGACGUGGAGUGGUUGAGACCACAG
Messenger RNA from Symbiodinium pilosum, 183 nucleotides. The record is from the annotation of a GenBank genome assembly. NCBI's taxonomy places the organism in Eukaryota, Dinophyceae, Suessiales, Symbiodiniaceae.